Molecule: messenger RNA, 4791 nt
Organism: Aphis gossypii (cotton aphid)
Lineage: Eukaryota; Metazoa; Arthropoda; Insecta; Hemiptera; Aphididae
Gene: tous
Product: cilia- and flagella-associated protein 57
Exons: 15
Coding region: 760-4332 (1190 amino acids)
Molecular function (GO): protein binding
Source: RefSeq, a predicted model, not a curated record
UACAUUACUACCUAUUAAAUAUUAAUACAUAAUAUAUUAUACUGUAAUAGGUACCUUAAUUAUUUUUUAACGAAAUAAUAUGCAUAAAUAUUUACAUUUAAAAUUAAAUUAAUUGAAGUGUUAGAUAUCAAAUCCUAGAAUAAAUACAUAUUUAACAAUUUACACUCCCUCCCACUACCUACUAAUCAUGCGUAACCAUUCUCUUACUGCAUUGUACUAUGUAGGACGUAGGUACUUAAGAACCUACAACUCUGAUUCUUAUUUAUAGGCUAAUGCCUAAUAGCCAUAGUGCUACAACUCAAAUUUGUACACAUAGUUUUUUAAAACAUUAUUUCUCAUGUAGUAGCUUAUAACUAUAACUAUAUACAUUAAAAAGAACGGGAUACCGGAAAUAUAUCUAUUUAGUAUUUACUUUAUUACGUAGUAGUAUCAUAGCAACUAUAAUAAUGUUAUAGGUACCUAUGUGAAAAAAUACAAAAUUCGAUUUAACAAACUCAUGUUUAUGAAUCUGCAUUUAUAGCACCCCAUAACUACACCGGUGUAUUGGGAGGUAAAAUACUUGUGCUUAUUAUUUAAUUACAAUAACACAAUAAUGUAUCACUAAUUUUAAAUUUUAAAUAUUUAAAUAAAAAAGUAUUAAUUUUUAUUUUAAUUAAUUAAUAUGAGCUUGCUUUAAUUUAAGUGUAUUUUAUGUAUAUAAAAUAAUCAGUUAUAUUACAUAUAUAACAGAUACAUAGUAAAAGUCUAUUUAUCGAUAUAAUGUCACGUCCUGCUAUGAUACCGACCUUAAAACCGAAAUUUUUUUUCGGUCUCACAACUCAAGUGAACGGUAACUGUUUAUUUCUAAAUGAAAAUGAAAUCGUCUAUCCAGCAUCUGGCGUCCUCGUAAUUUACAACACUGUCCAUCAUAAACAAAAAUAUAUUCACCUGGCCGAACCACAAAAAGUCAUCACUGCUAUGGCUCUCUGCAUUAACAAAAACGUUAUAGCUGUGGCAGAAAAGGGCGACAAGAAAAAACCGACCAUAAGUAUUUAUGACCUAGACUCCAUGAAAAGAAAAAAACUAUUGACCGUGUUAACAGAUUUAAAAACCGAUAAUUUCAUAAAUAUAAAAUUUUCAUUUGAUGAUACUUAUUUGGCAGCUCUCACUAAUGGACCGGACUUUAUGAUGUAUUACUACAAUUGGGAAAAUUCAAAAAUCGAGAGUUACGUAAAAGCUAGUAACCCUCCAAAUGCCGAAGGACCAGUGUUAGACAUGGCAUUAAAUCCAUCCGACAAUACUAUAUGCUGUUUUGUUGGUAAAGGGUUAUUCCGACUAGUGACUAUCAGUGAUUCGAUUUGGCGACAAUAUGGUUUUCAAAAAGCCGACAACUUGGAUUUUUCCUCUGUAUGUUGGUUAAAUGGAGAUAGGAUUUUAGCUGGUACUAUGGAUGGUCGUAUAGUUAUAGUAGAGAAUGGAGAACUUAUAGCCGUAUAUAACGUUAAAACAAUGACGGAUUUUGAUCCAAAAAAUAGAAUAAAAGCUCCUUUAGACGUAGUGCCAUUACCAAAAGAAAGUAAUAAACGAAUGGACAUAAGAUGCUGUAUUCCGAUCAAGAUAGGUUUAAUAUUCGUUUUUGGCGAUUCCUGUGUUUAUUACUACGAAAAAACUAAUCACAGGUACAAAAGACGAAAUGAAUUUUUGAAGCAAAGUGAUUCAAACUUAAACGCUCUGGAUUCAGAUAGACCCAUGCACAACAUAGAGACACUGUCUAUAAGUCCAAAAUACCAAAAAAUGAUUUGUGUCACAAGAAGGUCACAAUUGUUUUGGGCACCGUUAGCUGAAAUUCCAGACACAUCUUUGAACGCGCAAAAUAUUGUUUAUUUUAAGCCACUUGGCGAAGACUUGCAUCACGGUGGUAUUUCCAGUCUGUCAACGUGUAAAUGGAAACCAAUAUUUAUAACUUGUGGCAAGAUUGACCACACUAUUAGAGUUUGGAACUAUUUAAACUGUUCAUUAUUACUGUCACAACAAUACCAAGAAGAUGUGUUUAGUGUUUCUUUACACCCUUCUGGGUUAUAUUCCGUAGCCGCGUUCACAGGCAAAGUCGAAUUCCAAUUGGUACACACUAAUGGUUUAAAAGCAUGGAGAGAGUUUGCUGUUACGAGUUGUAACUUAACUGAAUUUAGCACGUCCGGCCACAUGUUUGCUUUAGCUAACCAAUUCGACGUCGAUGUGUAUUGCUCGGUGAAAUUUGAGAAAAGGUUUACGUACAAAGGACAUUCAAAUACAAUUACGGCUAUGGUAUGGGCGUCAAACGAUAUGAAACUAGUUACAUGUGGGGAAGAUGGUGCUAUAUACGAAUUCAAUACAAGGACUGGAGAAAGGGACAUGGAUAUCGUACAUCCUAAAACGAUUUAUAUGGAUUUGGCAGUUUCAAACGACACUAAUCAGAUUUUCCCAGCUGCUCAGGAUGGUCGAUUCAAAGAAAUAAAUAAUCAAUCGGUGGUCCGUGAUAUUGACUUACACCAAGGUCCAUUAGAUGCAAUAGCUUUGUCUAGAUCAGAUUUAAUUCUUUUUGUAGCAGGUCAAAACGGUGUUGUGUUGUCGUUAAUGUUACCAAUAAUGGCUGAAAUUAAACACAAAGAAUUUAAUAUGCAUAACAAGAAUAUUACAAAGAUGUGUAUGACAAUUGAUGAUUCAAACUUAAUCACUUGUUCGACAGACGGCAGUAUAUGUAUAUGGAAAAUUAAGGAUGCCGAAGGAAAAAAAGUCAUAUUAAAUGACCAAUUUGCAUAUUCUGACGAUAUCCUAGUAAACGCUUCGGAUCUAAAAAAUAAAAUCGAAAACAUAGUAGAACUUAAAAUGAGAGUGAAUGAAUUAGAAAGGGAAAGUAAAUAUCAAAUUACUCAACUUAUGAAGUCUAAAGAACAACAAAUCCAGGAAUUAAAUAAUAAUCAUUCGAUCGUUAUGAAAAUAUUAGAAAAUAAAAAUACGGAAAUAACUAAAAAACAUAUGGCUGAUAAAAGUAGGUUAGAAAUGGAAUUAAACCUUCUAAAAGAUUCACAUGCUCAAGAGUUGGAAGAAUUAGAAGCUAAUUAUAAUAAAAAACUCUUACACGAAUACGAAAAAUAUGACAUACUUCAAAAGGAGUUGAUUAAAACUAAUUCAGAGUUGGAAAAAGAUAUGAAUAAAUCUGAAUUUGAACAAAACGAAAAAUUACAGAAAAUAGUAGAUCAAUAUAAUGUAAAACUUGAUGAAAAAGAUAAAAAUAUUUUAAAAUUAAAAGAACAAUUGAUUAAAGAUAAACAAAUUAUGUCUGAUCUUAUGCAUAAAGUUGAAGAGGAUGCAGAUCGGGAAGUAUUGGAGAAAAAGGCUAAUUUUGUGACUAAAUUAAGAGAAUUGAAACAAAUAAAUUUAAAUCUUAGAGGCGAACUUGGAUCAUAUAAAAUGAAAGCUAAAGCAGCAUCGAAAGAAGCAGAAGACUUGGGUAGUUUAAUUGAAAAAUACGAAGAAGAUAUAGCCCAACUGAAAGUAUCAGUCAAGAACGAAGAACAGACCAUCAUUGGCCUUAAGAAGCAAAUACAAGUUCGUGACGAUAUUAUAGAGCAAAAGGAAUCUCGGAUUUUCGAAGAGAAACUUAAAAUGAAAGAUCUUGAAAAACAAUUGUUGCUGACGAAAGAAAACAUUAGUGAACUAGAACUAACGGUCGAGCCGUUAAUAAUGGAAAUACAAGAAAAACAAAAAACUAUUGAAAACAUGGAAUCAGAAAUGUUAGAUAUGACUGCAGUAGUAAAGCAGAUGGAAUUACGCAUAUCCCAGCAACGAGAUAAAUUGAAUGCUUGUGGCUUGGAACUCGAUAAAAAAGAACAAACGAUCCGAGACGUCAACAGAGUUGUUAAAAACAUUCAAGUCGAUAUCAACUCCGCCAGUGAACACUACCAAAAUUCAGCAAAGCUAAAAGACGCGGUUAAAGAUUUGUUUAUUAAAUACGGCAAUACAAAAACAUUUGGAAUAUCUAAAGAUGAAGAACAUGACACCAGAAUGGAGUUUACAAGACAGAGGAAAUUUUUAGAACAGUCCAUUAUUAGCUUAAAAAAACGUGUAAAUGUGUGUGCAAAAAAAGAUGAUUCCUAUAGCAAAAUUAUGGAGGAGAAUAUGAUCCUCAUUGACACAAUUAAUAAGUUAAGACAAGAACUCAAACAAAACCAUAAGAAAUAUGAAAACUUAAAAUCAAUUUUGAAAAUUAAAGGAAGUAAAAACCAUACCACUACUAAACAAGCUAAAAAUAAUAAUCUUCAAAAGGCUAUAACAAAUUUAGAUACAGUUGAAAAAACAGCAUUAGGAACAUAAUUUAUUGUCAGUUAAAACAUAUUUUUAAUAUCUUUAGAAAAAAAAAAUGAAAUACAAUAAAAUAAGUUUCACAGACAGAACAAAAAUCUGUAAGCAUAGCUCAUAAAACUUGCAGUCUUAGUUUUUUUCUUGUACAUUAUUGUGAUUCAAAAAUAUAUUAAUAUAAAUUAUAUUUAACUAUAAAAUAAAUUAAUUUAAUGCUAUUAUCUUUCUUAUAGUAUUGAAUUUGAAUUAUGUAAUAUUAUAUCUAACUAUUUUAUAUUUUAUUGACUAUUUUUAAUAAAAUAAUUAUUGUAUUACUGUGUACAUUAAUGCAUUAAAUACAUUUAAAACUUAACAAUUAAGUAAAUUCUGCAAUUUAGAUAUGUUUAGUUAAACGUAUUCAAUUUGGUUAAUAUUUUGAUAUAGUUUACUGUCCAAAAUAUUUUCUUUGAAAUAAUGUAUAAUAAUUUCUAUAGU